Messenger RNA from Tetranychus urticae (two-spotted spider mite), 2328 nucleotides. RefSeq names its product lysosomal acid glucosylceramidase. Gene Ontology annotation, biological process: glucosylceramide catabolic process. Lineage: Eukaryota; Metazoa; Arthropoda; Arachnida; Trombidiformes; Tetranychidae. The record is from RefSeq and is a predicted model, not a curated record. Gene Ontology annotation, molecular function: glucosylceramidase activity.
CAUAAAGAUCUCUUUAUAAACUUCUCUCUUCCGUUACUCACCCUCAUUUUCAUCUCAAUUUGAUUUAAUUCUGAGUUUUUCCCGAUUAAAAUUGGUUAUUGUUACGGUAAACAGUUACUCUAUUAAUUGUCAAGUGAAACAUUGUCCAAUGUUACCAAACUUGCUUAUUGUUGAUACCAGUACAUUACAAACGCAAAACCCAACCGCUAUCUUCAGUGUAAAUAUUUAUUAAGAGUGAUCUUUUUAGUUAUCAUUUCAUUCGUUUACAAUUGUUACCCUUUAAGUUUAGUUGCUUUUACCUUUGAGUAAUCCUUGUCUAGACAUAACCAGACAAGACAAAAGAUUGAGUCAAAGUUCAACCCAAAACGGUUACAAAAAUUAAUUUAUUUACAAGAUUUGUUAGAAGAUAAGAAAAGAAAACGUGAGAAAAGAAGAAACAAAGAAUAAAAAAUGAAUCAUUCGACUGGUUUACAAGUGUUAACAUUGACUGUUAUGCUACUCUUUGUUACCUUAAUCCAUGGUAAUGAUGAUCACUGUGUUAAAGAAUAUUUUGACCAAAAUUCAUUUGUUUGUGUGUGCAAUAUCAGUGUUUGUCCAAACAUCGAACCAGCAACUCCAGUUUCAAAGGGUUACAUUGACUCAUGGGAAUCUUCGCGAGACCAGUAUCGUUUCCAUCGGACACAAUUGUCUAUCAAUGACUUGGCUCGUCCACUCGAGUCUAAUAUGCUUCAAAAGUUGACUUUACCAUACAAAAAGUUACGGAUUCAGAUAAACAUUGAUGACCAAAGGCAAACCAUUCAUGGUUUCGGUGGAGCUAUAACAGAUGCAACUGGAUUAAACUUGCUCAAUUUACCUGUCAAUUUGUCUGACUCUAUUAUGAGUAACUAUUUUUCAAAGAAUGGUCUCGACUAUUCAGUUACUCGCGUCCCAAUUGGAGGAACUGAUUUCUCGACUCGCAUUUACACCUAUGCUGAUGACCAACCAGAUGACUUUGAGCUUGAACAUUUUGCUCUUGAGCCCGAAGACAAACUUUUAAAGAUUCCUUUAAUCAAACAAGCCUUGAAACUAAAGGAAGGUAACCUUAAACUAUUGGGAAGUGCCUGGUCACCACCGGGUUGGAUGAAGACCAAUAACAAUAUUACUGGAAGUGGGUUUCUCAAAGGAUCACCGGGAGGACCUUAUUACAAAGCUUGGGCUAAAUACUAUGUCAAGUUUUUGGAGGCUUAUGCUAAAGAGGGUAUUGAUUUCUGGGGUAUAACUACCCAAAAUGAACCGACUCAGGCAAUUGUUCAUCAAGAAUUUUUCUACAACUGCCUUGGCCUGACUCCACAACAGUUACGUGACUUUGUUAAACUUGAUCUUGGUCCUGUCCUACGUGAUGCUGGCUACGGAACUGAUAAACUUCAAGUUCUUCUUCAUGACGAUAUAAGAGACUUUCUUCCCAGCUAUACAGAGGCCGUUUUAAAUGAUACCGAAGCUGCCUCGUAUGUUACUGGUAUUGGUUACCAUUGGUACAAAAAUGGUCUUGAAGAUUUUUACGAGAAUCUCAAUUUAGUUCACAGCAAUUUCCCAAAUCAUUUCCUUUUCUCUACGGAAGCUUGUGAAGGUUUUGCCCGAUUUAGCACUGAAAGAGCUCAACUUGGUAACUGGACUCGUGCUGAAACUUAUGCCGUCGAUAUCAUUGAGGACUUGAAUAGAUUCACAACUGGAUGGUUGGACUGGAAUCUUGCUCUUAAUACGCAAGGAGGUCCUUCAUGGGCGGAAAAUUGGACUGAUGGUUUGAUACUUGUGGAUGCCAGUAAAGCUACUUAUUAUCGUAACCCAAUGUUUUAUUCAUUGGGACAUUUCUCAAAGUUUAUUCCGCCUAAUUCAGUCUAUAUUGGCCAUGAAGUUCAAGGUGAUUCUCAAGGCGUUUAUGUGGCAGCUUUUAUUGACCCAUCAGAUCAAAUGGUGAUGGUUAUCCUUAAUACAAAUGAUAGUCCUGUUGAUCUUAUUAUUGAAAAAUUUACCUCAGUCUCAGUUCCAAUUGCCAUGGAUGCUCAUUCAAUUAGAACACUAAUCACUCCUCGAAUCUAAGCUUAGGAAGUAUAUUAACGAACAAAAAAGUAACAAUAAUUAUUUUCAUUAUCAUUAUCAUGAUUAAUACAUACUAAAACCUAAACAAAAAGUCAUACAACCUGAAAUGUAUUUAUAAAUGGAGAAACGUUCAAAUUGAAUGGCAAUUGAUCUAAUCAAUUACAAACAAUUUUUAUCUCACUGUAUUUCUUUCAAAUUAUUUUAAAAAUAAUAAAAUAAUAAAUAAAGAGCACUAAUUAAAUGUCCCAUUAA